GGGGCAGCGAAGUGGGGGAAAGAGGAACCCGAUAACGAAGAAGAGGAUGACGGCGACGGCGACGGCGACGGAGACGGAGACGGCGAGGGAGCCGCGCGAGGCGUCCCGGCGGGAGGGCCGCGACUCCCACGGGAGGCGCCCGCACUCCUCGUCCAGGUCGCGCCGGGACGACCCCAGCCCGAGGAGGCGGAGAGACGACCGGAGGCACGAAUCCGACAGGAGCCACCACAGGCGUCGGGCCGAGAAGGGCGCCGAUGACGCUGGCGACCGCGACGAGAGGAGGAGCAAGCCCUUGCAGGACCCGCAGGCGCGGCGCGACGAUCCUGAUCCGGUGCGCGGGGAGGGGAAGCCGCCGCCGGGCGACGCGAAGGAGGACCCUCCCGCGAGGCACGAGAGGUCUCCCAGGGGAACCAAGCGGUUCUCCGAGACCAGAGAGGCCUGGCGGCCUAGAUCUUCUUCCUUUCAGCAUGAUGAGCGUGAACGUGCUAGGCAAGGUGGUCGACGCUAUGGUCACCAAGAUUAUGGAAGACAAAGGGAUCAAAAUGAACAUCUCGAUGAUAGAUAUAAACACAGGUCUGAAGGACAUGGUUUGCAGGAAAAGGUCGGGCAGGCUCAGCAACAGAGUGAUGUUGAUUCUACAUGGAAGCACGAUGGGUUUUUCAAGUUGGAGCAAGACGCUCCGGUUGCCAAAAGGAGGCCAGGAUUUAAGGAGAUGGGAAUGCCACUGGCGGGGCAAGAAUCAGCUCCUGCUGUUACAGAACCGCAUUCAAGAUCUCGUAUACCUGAUCAACCUGGGCUAACCUCUGGAAUGGGAGAAGAAAGGAGAAACUACCACUCACGGGAAUUCAUAAGGCCAGAUGACCGAGGUACCAGGUGGGGAUUUUCUGAUUACAGGAGCCCUGGUCAGAGAAAUGGCUAUGAUCCAAGAGGUCGUUUUGCUGGCAGAGGGGGAAGGGGCAGAGACAGGUUUGACUACCAGUAUGGUGGAAGAAGCAACAUGCACGAGGAUGCGGGUGAUCAUCAGACAGAGAAAUGGAAGCAUGACCUUUAUGAUGAGACCAACAGUACCCCAGCUCCGAUGACUGAAGAAGAGCAGAUUGCAAAAGUCGAAGCACUGUUGGCGCUGUAGUUACCAUUUCUGCUGUUGCCUGGAGUUAUUUGCGAUGGGUAAAUGAUAGACAUCUUUCCUCAUUUUUGUCUGGACUCUGUAGUUGUUUGGGAUGGCUCGAUGGUCAUGUAUUUGGUCUCAUUGUUAUCGAACGUCAACUAUAUAUGGCAAACUGCUGGAAUUUGGCAUCUUAUCUAAGCAUUUUCAUCUA
Hordeum vulgare subsp. vulgare (domesticated barley) is the source of this 1319-nucleotide messenger RNA. RefSeq names its product eukaryotic translation initiation factor 3 subunit A. The transcript has 4 exons. The record is from RefSeq and is a predicted model, not a curated record. NCBI's taxonomy places the organism in Eukaryota, Viridiplantae, Streptophyta, Magnoliopsida, Poales, Poaceae. Bases 47 to 1129 code for a protein of 360 amino acids.